Molecule: messenger RNA, 213 nt
Organism: Ilex paraguariensis (yerba mate)
Lineage: Eukaryota; Viridiplantae; Streptophyta; Magnoliopsida; Aquifoliales; Aquifoliaceae
Source: the annotation of a GenBank genome assembly
UUGCUUGCUGAUGUGAAGUUGUGGAUGCUGCAGGAUCAGAGGAGAUUGCCAGUUUUGAGAACCAAAGCAAGGGUGGUUUUGAUGAUUUUGGCUAAAGGAAUGUCUGCUGAAGUUUGGUGGGUGAUGUGGGACAUGGCAGUGUGUUCUGCUGCUGUGAAGGAAGUGUCUGACUUCUCUGAUUCUAUGCAGCCUGCUGGUCUUUUUCGAUGCUGA